AUGGCCUGUACCUGUCUGGACUGUUAUGUGGCUGUGGUUCAUCCGAUCACCUACCACAAGAAGAGAGGUCUGACUCCCAGGGUUGUGAUGGCUGCUAUUGUGUGGGCUUUAGCUAUUGCUAAUGGGAUGUCAUUCUAUCAGUUUUACUGUUUAUUUUUCACCAUGUUGCCUGCUGUGCCUUACAUAAUCACUAUUGUAACAAUAGGAAUCUGUGAUUUUCUGAUUCUUCAUACUUUAGUCAAGUCUGACACCGGCAGAAAAAGCAUUCACCCACAGAAGCAAAGAGCCAUUCAGACCCUCGUAGACAGCCUGGUGAUGACAGUACUUUCCUACCUUCCUCCUGUAAUGUUGUAUGUCAUAGGGACGUCUGUGUUCUGCAACUUCGGGAAAUUUAUAUGUUAUAUUGGUAUUCCCAGUACCAUCAUCUCAUCCUCUGGAUCUGCCAUCAUGCCUUUACUCCACCUUUAUCAUCGUGGAAAACUGGAUGGUUUAUGUCCUGGAUGUGUCAGAAACUCAUAA
Messenger RNA from Xyrichtys novacula (pearly razorfish), 519 nucleotides. The record is from the annotation of a GenBank genome assembly. NCBI's taxonomy places the organism in Eukaryota, Metazoa, Chordata, Actinopteri, Labriformes, Labridae.